Conger conger (European conger) is the source of this 3245-nucleotide messenger RNA. RefSeq names its product aspartoacylase (gene aspa). Lineage: Eukaryota; Metazoa; Chordata; Actinopteri; Anguilliformes; Congridae. The record is from RefSeq and is a predicted model, not a curated record. The transcript has 7 exons. The coding region runs from base 770 to 1717 and encodes 315 amino acids. Gene Ontology annotation, molecular function: hydrolase activity, acting on ester bonds; hydrolase activity, acting on carbon-nitrogen (but not peptide) bonds, in linear amides.
AAAACCUGUAUGACGGGAAAAAAUGCUAGCCUGAACAGUAGCGUUCAGAGCCUUCUGGUUUGGAAGACGAAGAACAGGUGGAAACCAGGGUGCAUUCGCUAUGAAGUCCCUUUUUGUACAGGGAGUUGUAUUUGCAUAAUCGAAGACGGGAUUUACUUGGGAAAACGCGGAGAAUAUUGACUUAAAGCUAAAUCUGGUCAUUUUAUAUGAACCCUGAUGUAAAAUCCAACUAUGACCAGCUUGAAAUACAAUACAGCGAAGGACACAUUAUUCCCGAGAUGCAAUGAAAGAAAAAAAACGAAUAUAUGAUUAGUCCAUUCGCACGCCUGUUGAGCUGUCACUUCGUUAAAGUUGUGAGAAAUUGCACAGACUUUGUUUGAAAGUUAAUCAAAACAUAAGCCGAUUUCUUCACUGCGUCCAAGUGUUCCGUGAAUUUAAUUGAAAUGUAAGCCGAUUCUGCACUUAGCCAUAGUAUUUAGGUAUUUAGCUGGUGUUAACACUGGUGCAAACGCGUACAAAAAUAAACUACAGUGUAAAAUGAGAAGUAGGAGGAUCCUUUAACCCAACCCACAGAAGUAAUGUAUAACACGGGGUUUAUUUACUCCAGACAUCGUGAGAGCUCGACAUUUAAACGUUGGGCUAUUAUGUAAGUCUGCUAAAACAGUGCAGUGACCGAAGGACGCGACAGCGACAACUGCUCUGUUAACUUCCUCGUUCUUAAAGGUUUUCCGGACUAGGUUUAACUAACAUUUUUUCGGUUGUCAUCGCAAUGACUACGUGCCACGGCGUUGUUAAUCUGCCCGAGGUUAGAAAAGUGGCUAUCUUUGGAGGUACACAUGGAAAUGAAAUGUCAGGCGUGACGCUGGUUAAUUUGUGGAUAAACAACGGAGCGGAGAUCCAGAGGAGCGGACUGACUAUAAAGCCCUUUAUAACUAACCCCCAGGCUGUGGAGAAAUGCACUAGAUAUAUCGACACCGAUUUGAACAGAGCUUUCACUCAAGAUAACCUCAGUGUGCCGAGAAGUGAAGAGCUGCCUUAUGAAGUGAGAAGAGCUCAGGAAAUCAAUCAGAUGUUUGGGCCUAAAGGCAGUCCAGAGGCCUACGAUGUCAUUUUCGAUCUGCACAACACGACCUCCAAUAUGGGCUGCACGCUUAUUCUGGAGAGCUCAAAGGACCACUUUAAUCUUCAAAUGGUGAAUUAUAUCAAGCGCGCCGUUGCGCCCGCCAGCUGUACGGUCCUGCUGACUGAGCACCCCCUCCUUCAGUACUCCACUACACGGUCCGUUGGCAAGCACCCCAUCGGUCUCGAAGUUGGUCCCCAGCCUCAAGGAGUUCUCAGGAGCAACAUCUUUGAAUCCAUGCGAGCAAUCGUGAAACAUGCCUUGGACUUUAUUGAGCUUUUUAACGGAGGUAUGGAGUUCCAGCCAUGCACUGUAGAUGUAUAUAGAGUUUCAGAAAAAAUGGAUUACCCAAGGGACACAAAUGGAAACAUCACAGCCAUGGUGCAUCCUAAUUUACAGGACUGCGACUGGGAGCCGCUGAACCGCGGGGACCCUAUGUUCCAAACGUUUGAUGGGAGAACGAUCGAAUACGAAGGUGGCCACACGGUCUAUCCCGCUUUUAUAAACGAGGCUGCGUACUAUGAGAAGCACCAGGCCUUUACGUUGACCAGAAGAGAAUCGUUAACAGCGAAUGGUAUCAAAGCCUCCGAAAUGUAGAUUCAUAAGCGAGUGCAAUUUCAGAAGGCUCGGUGCUAAAAUAAUCGUUAGACUACUGCACAUUUAAAUGUAAAUUAAUAGAGAUUUAAUAUUUCAUGGAUAUUUUCCCAUAACAUAUAACUAUGCAAUUUUGUAUGCAAUAAAUUACUGAAUUUCAGAAAUCUUGUGGUUACAUUUAAGAGAACCUUUAUUGUAAUUGAAAAUGCCUAGAUUAAUCAGUUGAAUAUUUUCUGCAAACUAAACAACUGUCGAUAACUUGAAUGUCCUGCUGAGAAUUCCUGAGGUACCAGGCUCCACUUUCUUCAAAUUGGCCUAAUAUUCAGGAAUAUUCAAGAAUACUCAGCAGAUCAUAUGGGUGUUGAGUGCAGGAUCCUCACUUCUGUGAUUCAACCAUUACCUCUUGUAGAACUUGUUGACAGUCAGACAGAUGAACAUUUGGCUUAAAGGUACAAUUGGUCAUUUCGGACUUUUAACGGUCGAGAGGAAUUGCAGCAACAGACACCCUCAAACCACAACGCAGUUAUUUUUAUGAGAACAUUUUUCUUGGUGAACAUACAUUUCAGGUUGUUGUACAUUACGCAUUUAUAUUUUCUGUAACAUACAUAAGUAGGGUUCUACAUAUAAUCUGAGCAUUCAUGUUGCAUUUUUAAUCAUGCAUAUCUAUCUAUGUACACAAAUUGUGCAGUGCAAUUGUUUUUAUGUCUAAACUGGUGCUUCGGCUUUCAUUUAAGUCAUUCUGAAAUUAUUUAUUAAAUAGUUAAUAUCCUCUUGUCUGUUAGGUGCUGAUUUUGUUCUUUAAGUUAUUGUUGAUAUUCUUCCUUAUGUAAAACACAUUCCAAUCUCAGUAUAUAUGUCAUUAUUUUAUUCAAUGUGUUGUGGGCAUUUGUUGCAUUGUUUAAAAGCAAAACUAAUUAUUCUCUAAUUUAUGAACAAUAAAUUGAAAAUGUAAUUGCUUUGCUGAUUUUAUCUAAUUUGAUCUAGUAGAUCCAAGUAAUAUCACGGUACUGCUGAGUGCUGUAUUUAUCAAUAUGAAUUUUAAUUUAUUAAAAUAUUUUGUUGUCACUCUACUUGAAUUGCUUAACUUAAUCAUAUUAUAAGCAUGGAAGCACAACCAAUCAGUGUCUUCCAUGUAAACGUGAUCCAGGUGGGCCAGCAUUUUGAUUGGCCUUCGAAGAGUCUACCGUGUCUCCUAAGAGAGCCAACCAGGUUAUAUUGACUGCAUUCAUGUCAUUUGUAUUUUUCUAGUGUUUCUUCUAUGGAGCCCUUCUACAGAACAUCAGUAUCAGGAAGUCUAGUUGGAACUAUUGCACAGCACACCUCUUGACCUUUCAUUUAUAAUGGAAAUAGUUUUUACAGUUUUUUUAUUAGCAGGAUUAGAUUAUAUAUGGCCAUACUCAUAAUUUCUGUUUCACUAAGUGUUAUUGGAGAGGAUUCUUGCUUCCCAUGUGACAUUUUUAAAUACAUCAGUUGUGAGGUACUUGUAAUAUUAUAAUGUCAAUAAACUAAACUGUGAAGCAUUCUGCAAGGA